Molecule: messenger RNA, 554 nt
Organism: Sphaerulina musiva SO2202
Lineage: Eukaryota; Fungi; Ascomycota; Dothideomycetes; Mycosphaerellales; Mycosphaerellaceae
Exons: 3
Coding region: 51-413 (120 amino acids)
Source: RefSeq, a predicted model, not a curated record
CACUAAACCACACUGCACCGCCCCCCGCCACCACCACCACCAUCGCAAUCAUGGUCGGCCAGGACAUGCCGCCCACGGGGGGCUACGAACCCGUCCAAUACCGCCGAAAUCUGCCAGUCCGUGGCUUCAGACCCGCCUAUCUCUUGGUAGGCCUCGCAGGUGUCAUGUCAUGGGGUUUCUACAGACUUGGACAGGGCAUCCGAGAGCAAAACGAACUGGCGAGAGAAAAAAUGUGGUCGCGCAUCCACCUCAUUCCAUUACUACAAGCCGAAGAGGAUCGAGAUGUGGUGCGAAGGGACUUUGCGCAAAAGGCGCUGGAGAAGGAGUUGCUAGGGAAGGAAGUGCCGAUAUACAACAAGGACCGAUUCGUGCGGCCGACAUAUGCUAUUACACCUUCCAAUGUGACGAAGUAGGAAUGCCAAAAUACAAAUCCAGACCCAUUCCUCAAGAUGCUGAAGUGUGCAAUAUGUAUAUAUACCGGAGUCGUAUAUCUUGCCGAUGCUCGGAUGCGCGAGCAGGUGAUGUGAUACCAAUGCUACAAAGUUCAAAUCUUU